Anopheles maculipalpis is the source of this 1404-nucleotide messenger RNA. RefSeq lists its product as uncharacterized. NCBI's taxonomy places the organism in Eukaryota, Metazoa, Arthropoda, Insecta, Diptera, Culicidae. The transcript has a single exon. Bases 1 to 1404 code for a protein of 467 amino acids. The record is from RefSeq and is a predicted model, not a curated record.
AUGCUGCUAUAUUUCGCUUGCAUCACCAUUCUCAUGACCAUCCACCGGGGUCAAGCGUUAGAGAUCGAACAUCCGCACAGCUUCUCGAUAUUCAAACGCGGUGUAAUGCUUGGCGAUGUUUCGUACAGCUAUGCCUCCACCGACAUGGGAUCACCGGAAAGUGGACGCUACAAGACGGUAACGGUGAUCAAGAACAUUGCCGUACCGAAACCAACCAGCACUAUGUUCAGCGAUCGAUCGGAACACUAUUACGAUUCUGGAGAGAAAACAUCUUCCACCGGGACGGCGCAGAAAAAGCGAACACACGUAGAAUAUUGGCCACCGAAGGCGGAGAAUCAGGUGGCCCAUCGGCUAAAACUGGAGCAGGACUUUCACAAAGUCAGCAAUACCCACCGCCCGAAAGGCAGCCGCCAACGCCAACAGCAGCAUCGCCAUCACAGUCAGCAGGAAAUCGUGGCAACGCCACCCAAGACGAUCUACAAACCCGCUGAAAUUCAAGAACAACUCCAGGAAGAACCGCAACACCCGAUAGAUCUGCUCGAGCUGGCCAAGUCGGCGGUAAAAACGCUCACAGAGAAGGCAAAGGUAAUACCGGGCGAAAAUACGGGCCCUGUGACAUUUCCCUCCGAUGCAAGGAGGAUGAAAAAGAAAAAUGGAAUCGUCAGCGUGGCCAAAGAGUACACCAGCAUCCUGACGACGGACCCGAAAGAUCGUCAACCGAUCGUGAGCAAGCUGCGGACGAAGGUGGAUCCUCCGACGAAAGCACCCACGUACUCAACCACUUCCUCGGGCGAAGAGGAGCAGAUCAAGCUAAAAGAUCUCGAACAGUCGGAGUACGUGUUCAACCACAAGACGGGUACGUUCGAGUUCCGAACCGCUUCAAAGGCACCCAAGGCUGUUCAGGAGUAUCUACGUGGCAGUCCUUACGUUUACCGGGAAGAAUCGAUGUCCCCCAAGGUCGAAGAGGCACCCAAUGGCAGCAACACGUACAAUACACCCUCGGAGCUGCUGUUUGCCGAGCUGCAUAAUGCCGUGGCCACCCGGAACGUUACAAUGAUCAAGUCGCUUGCCGGUCAGCUGGAGGAAACCUUCAACAUUGGAAAACUGGACUUUGAAUCGCUGAAAACUGAAAUGGAUCUUGGACGACGCACCACCGAGGAUCCGAUGAUGUCCGCGUCCGAAACGACCACUGCCAAAUCGCCGAUGGAUUUCGGAGUUGGAAAUUACGCCGAAACGACUACGAUGGCUCCGGACUAUCCGGAAACUACGACUGAACCGAUCGUAGCAAGUACCACGAUCAAGGCGCCCGUCAUGAUGAUGGCGACAACCACGAAGAAACCGCUUCGCUACAUUGCCCCAAAACUGCGUGGAUUCAAGCGAUUCUCGGCCAAGAGACAGAACUAA